Pundamilia nyererei is the source of this 3793-nucleotide messenger RNA. It is a transcript of the gene arhgap17b, whose product is annotated as Rho GTPase activating protein 17b. Gene Ontology annotation, molecular function: GTPase activator activity; protein binding. The coding region runs from base 360 to 2789 and encodes 809 amino acids. The transcript is spliced from 20 exons. NCBI's taxonomy places the organism in Eukaryota, Metazoa, Chordata, Actinopteri, Cichliformes, Cichlidae. The record is from RefSeq and is a predicted model, not a curated record. Gene Ontology annotation, biological process: signal transduction; regulation of Rac protein signal transduction; regulation of actin cytoskeleton organization. Gene Ontology annotation, cellular component: cytoplasm; intracellular anatomical structure; cytosol.
GGCUUCCAGUGCGGGAAGUAAAAGCACUUCCUCCUUCCUAUCACAGCUGUAGUAGAGAAAUCAGCCAGUCUAACAGGAGCGCUGACAUUCUUGGCAAUGGGGACCCUGAAGGUCGUCCGCCGCUGUUUCUGCUCACUUCCCUGCGCGUCUUAACGGUAACGGCCGAUGUCACCGGGUUCAACCAGGAAAACUGAUCAGUUUUUGUGACUAAAAGCGGUCGGAAGUCAGGUCUUGGUAGCACAAUGGCUGCGACGUAGCGCAACUUUUUUUUCCUUUUUUUUUGGUGGAUGAUCGACAGCGUUCGUUGGUGCCGCAAACUUUUUACGGACUUGUAGGAAGAAGCUCACGAGACUUGCAACAUGAAGAAGCAGUUUAAUCGUAUGAAGCAACUUGCCAACCAGACUGUUGGAAGGGCUGAAAAAACUGAGGUCCUGAGCGAUGACCUCCUGCAGAUCGAGAGGCGGCUGGAGCUGGUUCGUUUGGUGUCUCACAACACGCACAAGAGGCUGGUGUCCUGUCUGCAAGGUCAGCUGGGCACAGACACAGAGAAGAGACAUAAAAAGCUGCCCUUGACCGGGCUGUCCCAGACCAUGCAGGAGGGCGGCAGUCAGCUUGGAGAAGAGGGUUUGAUUGGCAAGAUGAUGGAUGUGUGUGGCGAAGCCGAGGGCAAGUUGGCUUUUGAGCUGCUGCAGCAUGAAAUGCAGAUGGAGAAAGACAUUCUGGAUCCUCUCAACCAGCUGGCAGAGGUAGAGAUUCCCAACAUACUGAAACAGAGAAAGCAGCUUGCUAAGCUGGUUCUCGAUUAUGACUCUGCUAAAACACGGUGGUUACAGGCGACCAAGUCCACCAAUCCAGCCAUGGCAGCUAAAGUUGACUCGCUCAAAGACGAGAUGGAUGAGGCACUCAAUAAAGUAGAAAUAUGCAAGGACCAGCUCUCUGCAGACUUGUACAACUUUGCUUCUAAAGAGGGAGACUAUGCACGCUAUUAUGUGAUGUUAUUAGAGACCCAGGCAGAGUACCACAGGAGGUCUCUGGCAGCUCUGGAAGUAGUUAUACCCACCAUCCAGACACAGCAAGACUCCUGGAUAGAGAAGCCGGCAUUUGGCACGGCGCUGGAGGAGCAUCUGAAAAGGACCAACCGUGAGAUCGCUCUGCCGAUUGAGGCCUGCGUCAUGAUGCUGCUUGAGACCGGCAUGAAGGAGGAGGGUCUAUUUAGAAUUGCUGCUGGAGCUUCAAAAUUGAAAAAGUUGAAAGCAGCGCUGGACUGCUCCACCUCACAGCUCGAGGGCUUCUACUCUGAUCCCCAUGCCGUGGCUGGAGCUCUCAAGUCCUACCUCAGGGAACUUCCUGAACCUCUAAUGACAUUUAGCCUUUAUGAUGAGUGGAUACAGGCCUCCAAUACCUUAGACUCUGACAAAAGACUUCAGGCCUUGUGGGUGACAUGUGACCAUUUGCCAAAGGCCCACAAAGCCAACUUCAGGUAUCUGGUGAAGUUCUUGGCUAAACUGGCUCAGGACAGUGAUGUUAAUAAAAUGACUCCCAGCAACAUCGCUAUAGUCCUGGGGCCUAACCUGCUGUGGUCGAAGACCGAAGGGACGCUGGCAGAGAUGGCAGCAGCUACAUCUGUGCAUGUACUUGCCAUCAUUGAGCCUAUUAUCCAACACGCUGACUGGUUCUUCCCUGAAGAGGUGGACUUCAACGUGUCAGGCAUGUUCUCCUUGCCCAGCCAUCCACCCACCCCGGACCCCGAACCUAUCCUGGACAGGAAACGCCCCGGCAGCAUGGGGCAGGACGGGGACAGUCACACCCCUCGUAAAGACAGCCCUGUUAACAAACAGCCGGAGCCCGCUCCUCGCAGAACCAGCGUCUUAAAUAGAAAGCAGUCACCACUAACCUCACCCACCUUCCAACCCCCAUUACCCCCUCUGGAAGCCGGGACUCCUACACAGCUCGAACCCCAUCCUCCUCCUCCUCCUUCAGAGGCUGAGCAGCCUGGCUUGAGUGUUGCUGGCAGUGGUGGUGGUGGUGGUGGUGGUCUGGUUGGUGGGGUCCAGGUAGCCACAGUGCAACAUCAGGUUGUAACCCAGCUCAGCACAGAGGAGAGCAGCCCGGCCCGUGAGCACAUGUCCACCCUGCCUCCGCAGAGGAAUGGUUCAGCGGGCCAUCUCGCUGUAGGAACCCCACACCCUCAGGGAAGCUCCAAAGGGCCUAGUCCACACAUGGUCCGCAGAGGCACCAAGAAGCAAGCCCCAGCCCCACCCAAACAGGCCAGCCCGUUCGCCUCUCAGCUCAGUAACACCCAAGCACCCGGUUCCCCGCAGCACCCACCCAUCACGCCCCGUCGUGUCCACAGCAAAGAUGCCCUAAUCCAAGCUCCGAGCCAUCCACCCCCACAGCCGCCUACACCCCAACAAGCCCAGGGAGAGUCAGAGCACUCUCCCCCUAGCAGUCCCACCCCUCCUGACACUCCGCCGCUCUUCCACUCCGGAUCUCUCCCUCGACCCUCGAGGCCAGCUCCAAAACCGAAACCCCGUCCCAGCAUGCCACCGCCUCCGCAACCGGCAGCAAAUGACAGCGGCAAUGACAUGUUCAACUCGGCCUCAAAGAUCAUAACAGAAGGAGGCCUGGUUCUAAAGGGGAUUGGAAGAGCCAUCAUUCCUGAGGUGAUUGAGGACGAAGAAGGGGAAAGCUCUGCUGGUCAAGAGCCUGCCACCGCCACUACUACCACUAACACCCCCCCAGCCCUGAACCCAGACCCCAGCAUCCAGACAGAGAGCACCGCUUUUUAAAGUCUGGGCUUGACUGUUUAUGAUCAAACAUAAGACGGGGUAACUCAAAAUGAAAUCACUCCGGCUCUUCAAGUACCGCUCACAUGAUGUCAGAGUGUCGCUGGAAACGAAUGGCUGCCUUUUCCUCUGCUAUACUGACUCACACCAGAAACCUCAUCUUAAGUUAGUCGUUCAGACCACAAGGGCCCUGUCCAGCUAUCACUUUCCACAUUAGACUGCACAUUAAACGGUUUGCUCCACAUACUGCUUGGGUAUUCUCUGAUUGGACUGCAGGGCCUUGUGAGGAACAAGGCUAGCGGGGCUUUAACAUAAAACCUCAGCAAUAUCGCAGCUGAAUAUCGCAGCUGGCUUCAGAAUGCUGGUAAAGUUGAUCUUUUUAUUUUUUUAAAACUAUUACUAUUAAAUCUUCAAUUAUGCAAAUACUUCUUUAAAAUGUGAAUCUGGUUUUACCACAUAAACCCAAAUAAAGAGAAAUUUUCAGUGAGUAAAUAAUUCCCUCAUGUCCACAGCAAUACUAUGAAGGACCAAAGGAAAUGACUGUUAGUCAAAGCAAACUGAGUUCAAAUGUUGAGCCAUUGUUAUGGUUGCUAAUGACCAAAUAUUUUAGUGUGAGUGCAAUAUAACAGUUUCUCUUCCACUGCUGUCCCAUCCCAGCGUGCACACACUGCCAUUUAUUAGUUAUUCAGGGCAGUUUUCAGUUUGAAUUUUCUUUGAUUUCCAUGGACCUGAUUCACAAAGCUGACAAAAAUAUAACUGAUUUUUUUUUUCUCCUGCUAAAUGUAACUGAUAAUUUUUCUAUCACACUCAAAAGCUAUGACCAAACUCCAGCAUGUGAUUAAAAUUUGUAGAAUUUUUUUUUUACUAUGGCUCAUUAGCUUUGCCUUAUUUUCAGCUUUUUUUUUUCUUUUCUUGUUUUGGUUGUUUAAGCAUUUUUAUGGUGGUUCUUCUGCACAAAAUGCACUGCGCAAUGCGUUUUUGAUCUAAAUAAAGAUUGUUCAACAGUU